CGGCUUGUACCGAAGGGUCCGUUUCAGACGACACCAUGCUCGACUUUCGUAAAGGGACUAAAAGUAUGCGCUCCGAGCACCUCCUCUCCUCAAACUUCCAUACACCACAGGGCAUUACAGCUUGAUGCUUAUGAAUGGGCCCAUUAGCAACAAGAGUAUAGGUGGAGGGCACGCUCUCUACAUGUAUGCUUUGGCCCCCAAUAUGGAUGCUCCGCCCCCAAUAUGGCCAAGCAAACGCAGCCUUGGGUGUGCAGCCCACUGUGCGAUGACAAUUAAUGUUGCAGGCAUUUUGACCAAGGCAAUGCCGACGUUAGUCGUGCCCUGACGUAGAAUCCGCUGUUAAAGCAGCUGCAGAUGUGAUCAUGGUUUCACCUCUUCCUGAAAUCCGUAAGCCUCAAUAACAGUCAGACGAGAGUCAGGUGGCGUUCACAAUGUUUCUUUCCUCUACUGUCGGCGCAGCACUGAUUGUCCUUGCUGCCGCACAAGCAAGCUAUGACUUUAUCGUUGUGGGAGGCGGCACAGCAGGAGUCGCUGUCUCUGCCCGCCUAAGCCAGUACCUGCCUGACUCCUCGAUUCUGAUUGUUGAAGCGGGACCGGACGGGCGUCAAAUUCCUGGCAUCUAUAUUCCCGGUCGCAAAGGGUCUACGCUAGGCACGACUUAUGAUUGGAACUUCACCACGACGCCGCAACCCUAUGCCAAUGGUCGAGUGAUCCCACAGAACCGCAGGAAAGUACUCGGUGGCAGCUCAGCGUUGAACCUGCUCUCUUGGGACCGGGCUACUGCAGCGGACUACGAUGCCUGGCAGCAGCUUGGCAAUCCGGGAUGGAACUGGUCCAGCAUGCACGCCGCAAUGACUGCGGCAGAGAGCUACCAGCUCACGCCAACGAAUGGCUCAGCUAAUAUCCUCGGCGUCGGCGAACAUGGUCCUAUUGAGUUUCUGAUCAACAGGUUCUCACCACCGCAGCAGGAGCAAUUCUUCCCAGCUAUGCAAAAUCUGGGCUUACGCCAGACGUAUUCGUUCCUCGACGGUGAUAUGCUGGGUUGGAUGCGUCAUACCAGCAACAUCCUUGACAGUAACUACACCAGAUCUUACAGUCCGAACUACCUUGCCAGUGCCGGUCCGAGAUUGGAUGUCAUGGUCAACACCACGGUGCUGAAGGUAAAUCUGGGCAAUAGCUCUCACGUGACGGGUGUGACGCUCAUGAAUGGCACAACCGUUACCGCGAGGAAAGAAGUCAUCUUGUCUGCGGGUUCGAUUCAAUCGCCUCAGCUGCUUGAGUUGUCAGGCAUCGGCAAUGCUACGAUUCUUAGCGCAGCCGGUAUCCAACCACAAGUCGAUCUUCCAGGCGUAGGUACCAACCUUCAGGACCACAUUCGAAUAACCACAGCCUACCGACUCAGACCCAACUAUACAUCUCCCGACAUCCUUCGGUUCAACGCAUCUUAUGCGGCACAGGAGCUUCAGAACUGGACCCAUAACAUCUCCGGCUUCUACGACGAGACCGGCUCCGGCUAUGCUUAUAUGACAUGGCCCCAAGCUGUUGGCGACCCCGGUGCCGCAGUCCUCGACAGUCUCGCAACAGCGGCAGCCUCGUCCGCGAACGUGGUGGACCAGCGCAAACUCCAAAACCUUCUCAAUCUCACCGCGCGAGUGCCCCAGCUGGAGAUCCUCUUCAGCGAUGGCUACCUAGGGAAUAAGGGCUAUCCGGCCGUCAAUAGCACGCUUUACGGCGCCGAGUUCUUCGCCAUGAUCGCCAGCAUCCAGCACCCCUUCUCCAGGGGCAGCACGCACAUCAACGCCUCAAACCCUACAGGCCAUCCCAUCUUCCACCCCAACUUUACGGAGUGCCGAAUCUGAGAGUGGUCGAUGCAAGCGUGAUCCCCAUUUGCAUCAGUGGCCAUAUACAAACGGCUGUCUAUGGCAUCGCCGAAAGAGCGGCACAGAUCAUCGCGGCACAGUGGUCAUAGGAUCAUCCAUGUCG
Messenger RNA from Baudoinia panamericana UAMH 10762, 1983 nucleotides. RefSeq lists its product as uncharacterized. Lineage: Eukaryota; Fungi; Ascomycota; Dothideomycetes; Mycosphaerellales; Teratosphaeriaceae. The record is from RefSeq and is a predicted model, not a curated record. Gene Ontology annotation, molecular function: flavin adenine dinucleotide binding; oxidoreductase activity, acting on CH-OH group of donors. The coding region runs from base 432 to 1859 and encodes 475 amino acids. Gene Ontology annotation, biological process: secondary metabolite biosynthetic process. The transcript has 2 exons.